Molecule: messenger RNA, 1702 nt
Organism: Schizosaccharomyces octosporus yFS286
Lineage: Eukaryota; Fungi; Ascomycota; Schizosaccharomycetes; Schizosaccharomycetales; Schizosaccharomycetaceae
Exons: 1
Coding region: 955-1620 (221 amino acids)
Source: RefSeq, a predicted model, not a curated record
AAAAAUCAAGCUAGAAUAGAAUAUUUUGUUUAUUUUGUGUAACUGUGUAACUAACUUAAAUCAAUAGCAACCAUAUAAAUUGUCACAAAAACACAUCAAAGUAAAAAUAAGCUACACAUUAGCAAAGACAAAAGGAAUUGUGGUGUCUAUCUCUUAACGAUGGAAAUAAAUUCAUUUAAUAAAUCAUAUAUAUAUAUAUACGAUUAUAUAUAUUCUCUGGUCCAGGAUUUGCCAAUGUUGAUGCGGUAACCCUGCUAGUAGGGCCCACUGGUUUGUAUCAGUAUUUGCAAUAGUGAUAAUAUAGUAGGCAUUUUAAAUUUGAAAGAGAAGGGUUUGCAAGGUUUUCGACAAAAUGAAGGUAGCAAAAGGAGCUUUCAAGCAUACAUUCUUAAGAUUCUUUCUCAAUGUCAACAAAUCUACAGAAAAGUACAAAGCCACCAAACAUAACGGUUUUCCAUAAAUUAUCUACAAAUACAAUACGACAAUACGAUUCAUUUCAACAUGCAACGAUUUAAAAAUACUGACUGUACCAUCGAGGCUGAAAUUUCGUCAAUAUUUACUAUUUUAUUCUUCAUUGCGGAUACUUUGUGAAAGCCGCAAUUGGAAACCGCACUGCGGCCAGUGGAUCGGCGGAUUAUGAGUCAUUCAUAAAGAGAAAAAAUAACAUAAAUAAAAGAUCAAGCUGCCAGAAAUAAACAUGAAAAUUGGAAAAACAUUACUAUAUACUUUUGGUUUGAAAACCAGUCGAGCAGUUGCGAAAGCUGAAUCUGAAUCUGAAUCUCACUCAUAGGGAAAAGAAAAAAAAUAUAAAAAGACAAAAGACAAAAGUGAAAAGUAAAAAGUAAAAAGUAAAAAGUAAAAAAAAGAAAUGGUUGGCAGUGUUUCUCGAAUUCGCUGUCGUCCCCGCUAUUGGGCUUUUCUUUUAGUGUCCAUACCUUUGAUUUGCUUUCUAACAUGGGCAAUUUGCUUGAUUGUUCUUUUGGUCUUUGGAAUACUCAACACAAAUGGCAUGCUCCUGAUCAACCAAAACCUGUCUUUCUGACUGAUAUGGGUGCGCAUGCGCAUACAAAAGGAUUUUUCAUUCCCAUGACUGUUAUUACAGGUGUUUUCUAUAUGCUCUCUCUCCUUGCCAUUCGUCUAUGUGGGCAAUGGGGAUUCAUAUAUCCUACAUCUUCCGAGUUAGAGGCUAUUUUUGGUUGGUUUUCUGUAUUGACAAGCGCUGGUUGUGCAGGUUGUUUGAUUGCUCUGUCUAUUCGUGAUACGGUACAUCACCAUCGCCUCAAUUGGCAAUUCACGGCAUCUUAUUAUGUCUUGGCAUUUGCUGCUGCUGACAGUAAUUUGGUUGAAUGGCUUUUCGCAUACUAUCGUUAUCAUAAACAAAGUAAUCUAGUAGCUGUUUCUUUUUAUUUCAAGGCUUUGAUCAGUCUUGCUGCUACUGCUUCCGUCAUUGCUUAUGCAGGUAUGUAUCAUUAUCAUGACCAUUCUCGGUCAGCUAGAUUUGAAUGGGUUGUUGAAUUUUUAUGGGCUAUUUAUAUUUUUCUUUUCUGUCUAGAUUUACUUCCAGCGAUCCAUUAUGAACGGUAUCCUUUGAAUGACCUGGAAAAGGGUGUGUCUAGUUGACUAGACAAUUUGUUUUCUUUUUUUUCCUUUUUUUAUUUUGUUUAUUGAUAGUUGUACAAUAGAUUAUUAUUUUCAUUUUUUA